AUGGAAUCCCCAGUAGAAUAUAUCAAGAAUUUAACACCUGAGCAAAUCGAUCAAGAUCAAAACUUAGGUAUUAAGGCUAUAAGGUUGUUUUUGCAAUCUAAAACAUCGUAUGAUGUGUUGCCUGUUUCCUAUCGUUUGGUGGUUUUAGACACAAAUUUAUUAGUAAAAAAAUCAUUGAACAUUUUACUACAAAACAACAUUGUCUCAGCUCCUUUAUGGAACAACAAGACUUCGAGGUUCUCAGGUUUAUUAUCCUCUUCGGAUUUUAUCAACGUCAUUCAAUAUUAUUUCCAAUUCCCUGAGAAAGUUGAUUUGGUUGAUAAAUUAACAUUGAAUGGCUUAAAAGAUAUCGAAAAAUCUUUGGGAGUAGAGGAAAUAGAAACCAUUGCUAUUCAUCCUUUCAAAUCAUUAUAUGAGGCUUGUUCCAAGAUGUUGGAAUCUAGAUCUAGAAGAAUUCCUUUGAUCGACGAAGACGAAAAAACACAUAGAGAAAUUGUUGUAUCGGUAUUAACUCAAUAUCGUAUAUUGAAGUUCGUAGCCUUGAAUUGUAAGGAAACAAAAAUGUUAGUCAAACCUGUCAAAGACAUUUUUAAUUUGAAUAAGAACCUUUUCUCCUGUAAUAUGGAUACGCCUGUCAUCGACAUCAUUCAUUUGUUAUCAGAAAAAUCCAUUUCCUCAAUUCCAGUAGUUGACGAACAAGGAAAAUUGAUCAACGUUUAUGAAGCCUAUGAUGUGUUAACUUUAGUUAAGGGUGGAAUCUAUACUGAUUUAGACUUAACUGUUGGUGAUGCUUUAUUGAGAAGAUCAGAAGAUUUUGAAGGUGUCCAUAUGUGUACGGUAAAUGACAGGUUGAGCACUAUUAUGGACACUAUCAGAAAAAGUAGAUUACAUAGAUUAUUUGUUGUUGACGAUGAAGGAAAGUUGGUCAGUGUAAUAACCUUAAGUGACGUUUUAAAGUAUAUUUUAUUUGGUGAGGAUUAG
Molecule: messenger RNA, 981 nt
Organism: Yamadazyma jaroonii
Lineage: Eukaryota; Fungi; Ascomycota; Pichiomycetes; Serinales; Debaryomycetaceae
Source: the annotation of a GenBank genome assembly